Molecule: messenger RNA, 3262 nt
Organism: Lutra lutra (Eurasian river otter)
Lineage: Eukaryota; Metazoa; Chordata; Mammalia; Carnivora; Mustelidae
Gene: CAST
Product: calpastatin
Exons: 33
Coding region: 153-2663 (836 amino acids)
Cellular component (GO): cytoplasm
Molecular function (GO): calcium-dependent cysteine-type endopeptidase inhibitor activity
Source: RefSeq, a predicted model, not a curated record
GCGCGGGCUUGGGGGCUGGGUCGGAAAAGCUGCCUCACGGGCGCGCCCUCCUGCCCCUCCGCUGCUUCCCUCCCUCCCAGAGCGCCCCGCCCGGGCGUCCCUUCUAGUCUCCGCAGUGCCCUCCCGGAGGCACCGUUUGCAGCGGCCUUGCCAUGUCUCAGCCGGGCCAGAAGCCCGCUGCCUCCCCGCGGCCCCGGCGCGCGGCAGCGGCCCGCCAUCCCCAGGAGCAUGUCAGUGAAAAAAACAGUGGAUCGCCUUCCAAGUCAGGAGAAAAGAAAGGAUCAGAUGAGAAAAAAACAACAAGCCUUGAGAGCAGUCAGCCUUCCAGAACCCAUGCUGGCGGAACAGCCCCGGCCACCAAGGCGUCAACGUCUUCCGCCUCCACCAGCAAGUCGUCCAGUAUGAAUCCCAUGGAAGCCAAGGCUAUUCCAGCCAGCAAACAGAUGGAACGACAGCAUUCUCCUGACAAGAAAAGACACAGAAAACAGGCUGCAAAAACAGAAGCCGAAAAGAAGUUACAGUCAACUAAGCCAUCUGUGGUUCAUGAGAAAAAAACCCAAGAAGUAAAGCCAAAGGAACACAAAGAGCCAAAAAGCCUGCCCAAGCACGGCUCAGAUACAGAAAGCAAGCAUGUUCAUAAAGAAGCAGUGUCCAAAUCAAGUGAACAGCCGACAUCCGAGCAAUCCACAAACCCAAAGACUAAAUCACAGGAUGCGAUUUCUGCCGGCGGGGAGCCGGUUGGUGCUGGUGUAGCCGCGGCAUCCGCCACACCCGCGAAACAGAAAAAAGAAAAGAAAUCAUCAACGUCAGCUGUACCAGUUGAAUCCAAACCGAGUAAACCAUCUGGGAAGUCAGACAUGGAUGCUGCUUUGGAUGACUUAGUAGACACCCUAGGAGGACCUGCAGAAACUGAAGAAGAUAACACAGUGUAUACUGGACCUGAGAUUUCAGAUCCAAUGACUUCUACCUACAUAGAGGAAUUAGGUAAAAGAGAAGUUACACUUCCUCCAAAAUACCGGGAACUUUUGGCAAAAAAAGAAGGUAUCACAGAGCCUCCUCCAGACUCCUCGAAACCCAUGGGGCCCAAUGAUGCCAUAGAUGCUUUGUCGUCUGACUUCACCUGCAGUGCUCCUACCCCUGGUGGAAAGAAAGCAAAGGAAGAGAAAUCCACAGGAGAAGAGGUUUUAAAAGCUCAACAAGCCACGGCAAUCAAAAGUGCUGCUUCAUCCCAAGAGAAAAAAAGAAAGGCAGAGGAGCAGGACACAAUGAGUGACGAAGCACUGGAGGCUCUUUCGGAGUCGCUGGGCAGCCGGAAGCCAGAACCCGAGCUCGACCUCAGCUCCAUUAAGGAAGUCGACGAGUUUCUAUCUUCAGCUUUCUUUGAGGACUUACCGGGCACAGUGUGGCACGACAAGCUUUGUGAAGGCGAACACAGGGGAGCGGGGGAAGCAGUCCUUGUCCUCCAGGACCAAACAAAAGCCAAAGAAGAGAAACUAAAGAAGUGUGGUGAAGAUGAGGAAACCGUCCCAUCAGAGUACAGAUUAAAACCAGCCACGGAUAAAGAUGGAAAACCACUAUUGCCAGAACAUGAAGAAAAAUCCAAGCCCCUGAGUGAAUCAGAACUCAUUGAUGAACUUUCAGAAGAUUUUAACCAGCCUAAAAGUAAAGGAAAACAAGCUAAGCCAUCUAAAAAAACAGAAGACUCUCAGGCUGCUGCCCUAACUCCUGUGAGCGAGGCCGUGUCUCGGACUUCCCUGUGUAGUAUACAGUCGGCGCCGCCCAAGCCACCCACCUUGAAAGGCAUGGUGCCAGACAAUGCAGUAGAAGCCUUGGCCAGCAGCCUGGGGAAGAAGGAAGCAGAUCCAGAGGACGGAAAGCCCAUGGCGGAUCAAGUGAAGGAAAAAGCCAAAGAAGAGGAUCGUGAAAAACUUGGUGAAAAAGAAGAAACAAUUCCUCCUGAUUAUAGAUUAGAAGAGGACAAGGAUAAAGAUGGAAAACCACUCCUGACAAAAACACCCAGGGAAUCGCUUCCGGCCAUGAGUGAAGACUUCCUUCUGGAUGCUUUGUCUAAGGACUUUGCUGGUUCCCCAAACGCUGCACCUCUUAAAUUUGAAGACGCUAACCUUUCUGCUGUCAUCUCUGAAGUGGUUUCUCAAACCCCAGCUCCUACCACGCACUCUGCUGGCCCACCCCCUGACACUAAGCAGCAUGACAACAAAGAACUGGACGAUGCCCUGGACCAACUUUCUGACAGUCUAGGACAAAGGCAGCCUGAUCCUGACGACAACAAACCAAUGGAGGAUAAGGUCAAGGAAAGAGCUAAAGCCGAACACAGAGACAAGCUGGGAGAAAGAGAUGACACCAUCCCGCCUGAGUACAGGCACCUCCUGGACAACGACGACGAGGGCAAACCAGCAAAGCCACCUGCAAAGAAACCCAAGGACUCAAAGAAACCCGAAGAUGACAAUGACCCCAUCGAUGCUCUUUCAGGCGAUUUUGACAGCUGUCCUGCACCCAAGGAAACGUCAAACACAGCUGAGGACCGAGUCAAGAGAACUGCUCCCAGCUCCAAAGCACCCAAGAAUGGAGGGAAAGCAAAGGAUUCUGCCAAGGCAAAGGAGGAAACUAAGAAGCUAAAAGCUGAUGAAAAAAAUACAAGUUAAAGUUUACACUAUUGGUAUCUGCCUAUAAAAUCUUCAGCUGGUGGAUGGUGACUUUUGAAGGACAAAGCUUUGAACAACAGCAGAUUUUUCUGGGUGGCUUCUAGACAGUGUUACUUGUCCAAUCUUGAUAUCCUAAACAUUGGUUAUUCUUUUCCCAGAAAGAAAAUGAAUUUGUGUGGUUCAUCUGUGUUACUGUACUGAGUAUUGAUAAACUUUGAAUUUUUAAAAAAUGCCUUCAGUUGGGAGAGAUGGGAACUUUAUAUUUCUAUGAGAUAUAUUUGAUAGUUUCUUAAAGCAACACAUAAAAAAAGGAAAAACCUUUGCAAACUUUUGCACAUUCUAUACACAGUGCCUGUAAAUCUCAUUGGUAUUUUCACUUAGCACUUAAUUCUUUUGUUGUUGUUAGCAUUUGGAAAGCAAUGCUUUGAACGUGUCGAAUGUCCUAAUUUCUCAUGAUCCAUUUCCUCUUGGGCUUUGGAAUUGUACUUGAGAUUUCUUUGGGUUAAUGUUUAUAAGUCAAACCUAAAAUAUUGUACAUUGGGCACAUUAUCUCCUCUUGGGCUGCUAAUAAAUUAAUAGAUAACCUGGACAGACCAGGA